Conger conger (European conger) is the source of this 1657-nucleotide messenger RNA. RefSeq names its product NADH:ubiquinone oxidoreductase core subunit V1 (gene ndufv1). The record is from RefSeq and is a predicted model, not a curated record. NCBI's taxonomy places the organism in Eukaryota, Metazoa, Chordata, Actinopteri, Anguilliformes, Congridae. Gene Ontology annotation, molecular function: NADH dehydrogenase (ubiquinone) activity; NAD binding; FMN binding. Gene Ontology annotation, biological process: mitochondrial electron transport, NADH to ubiquinone. The transcript has 11 exons. The coding region runs from base 101 to 1522 and encodes 473 amino acids.
AGAGCUCAGGCCUCCAUUUCCUUUUUCUCCUCCAUCUAUUUCCGCUUCGGCGUAUUUCGUAAGUGUUGACUUACAAGUUGAAGUAGAGCAGCAAGGAACAAUGCUGUCGCUGUCGCGGGUGUUGGCGAAUGCCGCACGCUCCCCGGCUGCUGUCAGCCAGUGCGGAGUGACGGCGUUGAGUCGGUUUAACAGCACUGCGGCGCAGCAGGAUACCCCAAAGAAGACUAAGUUUGGACCGCUGGCAGAUCAGGACAGGAUUUUCACCAACUUAUAUGGCCGCCAUGAUUGGAGGUUAAAGGGCGCUCUGAGUCGGGGGGAUUGGUACAAGACGAAGGAGAUCUUGCUGAAGGGGGUGGACUGGAUCCUGAAUGAGGUGAAGGUCUCGGGCCUGAGAGGAAGGGGCGGAGCCGGCUUCCCCACUGGCAUGAAGUGGAGCUUCAUGAACAAGCCGAGCGAUGGCCGGCCAAAGUACCUGGUGGUGAACGCUGACGAGGGGGAGCCGGGCACCUGUAAGGACCGGGAGAUCAUGCGCAGCGAUCCGCACAAGCUGGUGGAGGGGUGCUUGGUGGCCGGUCGAGCCAUGGGAGCCCGCGCUGCCUACAUCUACAUCCGGGGAGAGUUCUACAACGAGUCGUCAAACCUGCAGGUGGCCAUCAACGAGGCGUACGCCGCAGGGCUGAUCGGCAGGGACGCCUGCGGCUCGGGCUACGACUUCGACGUGUUCGUGAUGCGCGGGGCGGGCGCCUACAUCUGCGGCGAGGAGACUGCGCUCAUCGAGUCCAUCGAGGGCAAACAGGGCAAGCCACGCCUCAAGCCACCGUUCCCUGCCGAUGUCGGGGUGUUCGGCUGCCCGACCACGGUGGCUAACGUGGAGACGGUCGCGGUGGCGCCCACCAUCUGUCGCCGCGGGGGUCCGUGGUUUGCGACUUUCGGGAGGGAGAGGAACUCCGGGACGAAGCUCUUCAACAUCUCCGGCCACGUGAACACUCCCUGCACCGUGGAAGAGGAGAUGUCCAUUCCCCUCAAAGAGCUCAUCGAGAGGCACGCAGGAGGAGUGCGGGGCGGCUGGGAUAACCUGCUUGCGGUGAUCCCCGGGGGUUCCUCCACGCCCCUCAUCCCAAAGUCGGUGUGCGAGACCGUGCUCAUGGACUUUGACGGCCUCAUCCAGGCCCAGACCGGCCUGGGCACGGCCGCACUCAUCGUCAUGGACAAAUCUACCGACCUCAUCAGGGCCAUUGCUCGCCUGAUUGAGUUCUACAAACAUGAGAGCUGUGGCCAGUGCACCCCCUGCAGGGAAGGAGUGGACUGGAUGAACCAGAUGAUGUGGCGAUUUGUGCGCGGGAACGCGAAGGUUUCCGAAAUCGACAUGAUCUGGGAGAUCAGCAAGCAGAUCGAGGGACACACCAUCUGUGCGCUGGGGGACGGAGCAGCCUGGCCAGUGCAGGGAUUAAUCCGACACUUCCGCCCCCUGAUGGAGGGUCGCAUCUUCGAGUUCCAGGAGCUCCAGCAGGCCAGGGCUUGAGCUACAGCACCAUUACUCCACCCGUUUCAGCCCCUCCCUCCUAUUAUUAUUUAACAGAAACGUGUUGCUUAUCGUUAUGAAUCAUUACGUGUCCUCUCUGUAUGAAACCUCCAGUAAAGUUCUAAGAACCCUAAA